GGGUGCGCCACGAGCAAGCGUAUAUCUCUCCCGUCUGCGAGCUCCGAGACUCGGUAACAGUAACACCGAACACGUGCGGUAUUAAAUUCUGUUUUAAUUGUAGCUCAUCGCGAUGUGUUUGUGAUAUUGAAAUUUUGUGAUCUUCUGCAAAAAUGGUUCAGGCAAUAGAUGAGAUGGAGCAGCGAGAUCUGCCUCAGGCACUAAGCUUGCUUGGAGAGAUGAAUAAAAAUGUUGAAGAAGUCAAUGCAUUAGUCGAGAAUAUGCUCAAGAGAGUAAAAAAUGGAGAGAUCACAACAGAUAAAGGCCUUAACUUUUUAGAAAUGAAAUAUCAAAUGCUUUUAUCUUACCUUAUAAAUUUAACUCACAUUGUAUUGAGAAAGUGCUCCGGAGAAAAAAUUGAAGAUCAUCCAUCAAUUGAUCGUUUAAUUGAAAUAAAAACAGUAUUGGUAAAAAUUAAGCCAAUUGAACAAAAUUUCAAUAAACAGAUUGAAAAAUUCGUCAAAACAGCUGCCACAGGCACCAGAGAUUCUGACGAUCCCAUUAACUUCAAACCUAAUCCUAAUGCUCUUAUUGGAAAAUUGGAUGACUCUGAUGAAGAAUCAGAAAGUGAUGAUGAAAUAAAGGAAGCAGGCCCCAAGCCUAAGAAAUCUGGAAUUUAUGUUCCACCCAAGCUUGCUGCAGUUCACUAUGAUGGAGAUGUAUCUGCAGCUGAUAAAACACGCAGAGCUGAAGAAAGAGCUAGAAGAAGAGCAGUAUCUGGAACUGUACUGCAAGAACUGAAAGAAGAGUUUUUGGAUGCUCCUAUUGAAGAUUCUGCAGACAUAAGUGAAAAACAGUCCAGUUUUGGACGUGAAAAUAAAAGAAAAAUUGAAUAUGAAGAAACCUACAUGACUCGUCUACCAGUUACAAAAGCAGAAAAGCAUAGACAGCGACAGAUGACUACACUUGGAACACUUGGAACUGAAAUUACUAGUUUUGGAAGUGGUCCUUCAGGAAAGAAAAGGAAAGCUAAAGGAAAAGGAAAAUCUAAAAAGAGUUUCAAAAAGAAGAGACACCAUUAAAUCCAAGCCGUCUCGAAAAUAAGUUUGUGAUACCUGAUAAGAAAAAAGCCAAUAACAAUUGAAAUACUACCUUGUGCUAAUUAAAUUAUAGCAUGGCAACAUACCAAUACAGGAGCACAUUUCUUACCAUCAAAUGGAUCAAAUUAGUAAAAUGGUAAUAAAAAUGGCAUAGAGAAUGAUCAAAUUUAUUAUCAUCAUUAACAGUCAUAUUUAUCACAAUUUUUGUUAACAUUGUUAUUGGAAAACGUUAUCAGUAUCACUUUUUAUAAACUAAACUGCACUAGAAUGUAAUUACACAGUACUCAUUUUUUGUUAUUUAAAAAAGUGAGAAUCAGUGUUGACCGGUAGUUUUAUCUUUUUUGAGUCUAGUUUCAGUUGUACGGCUCUAAAAGUAAAUCUUCUAAGCAUGUAUAGUAUUUAUUUCUUAGUAUUUACCAACCGUAAACUAAAAAUAUUAUUUAUUUUGUUUCGUUUAUUUGAUAAUAUUAUUGUAUAAAUUAUUGUAAUUUAGUUUUUAUAAAAAUAAAUUGUUUUAUUAUUUAAAAAAAAAAUACUUGGUCUGGCAACACUGAUCAUACAAUCGAAUUUAAUGAGAAUAUGAUGAAAUAAUUGAAGAGAUAGUGGCUUUCUAAAAAUGGAAAAAUAUUGCUAGCCAAAUAAUCGUCGGUCGUGAAAAGUCAUGAUUGAAUUUUAAAAUUCUUAAAAUAUUUUAAGUAGUGUUGAUGAUCAACGGCACUUCCUGAAUUGUUACAAUGCGUAAAAAUCACAAGACAUCUCAAAGCAAAAUCGUUUAGGCUACGUCGAAAGUAAAAAAAAAACUCCACUAACCUUUGGGACUAUUAAAAUUUUUCCGAUUAAUGCAUAAAAAAACUUAUAACUUAAUCAUAUGUCUUAGGAUUUUCUCGCUGUUCUAGAAUAAUUAUAAUAGAUUAGAAUAAGCAUUAUAGUCAUUUUCAUUUUUAUAAACCAUUAUUCAAUGUUGAGGCUUUUCGAACUUUCACUGAGCUUGGGCUCAAUAGUUUCAUUUUCCACAAAAGAAACCUUUUGUUACUAAAAGAGUAACAUUUUAAAGCUGAAAUCUGAAUGCAUGCAACGUUCAGAAAUUGAAAUUCAAAAUUGAUGCAAUAAUUUUCUUAUAUAGUUGUUUUAUGAACUGGUUUUCUUUCAUUAAAGGAGGAAGAAAGCACGUAAUGUUGAAUUUAAAAAAGGGGGUCAAGUGGGAAAAGUUACUUCUAUGUGAAAAAAAGUAUAAAAAUUAUUUACAAAAAACUUUCGGCUCGUAUUAAUUUCUAAAAUUGACAGGCACUGGAUACUAGCAUAAGCUUUAAGCUUUUCAGGGACCGUAAUGCUGAAUCCAGAAAUCAGUAAUCGAUCUGAAAUUUAGAAUCAGCAUUGUGAUUCGUAUAAAUUUUCGGCGUAAUUUUUGGCAACAUUUCACUCAUCGAUUGUGUUAGUGAAGUAAUUCGCAAUACCUGCCAAUUGUACAUUAUAAAAUGCUUGCGCCAAUUUUUUAUCGGCUCGAUCAUUCAUAGUGCUAUAUUUUUUACAAAGAUGUUCAUUGUUUGAGCCGAUUGGCGAAGCACGACAUUGCGUGCGCUUCUUUCUAUCCGAAUCUGUGACGAAGAUUAAAAUGUGAUAAAUUAUUCUUAUGCAAUAGUAUGACGAAAAAUGUCUUUUUUCGCACAUUUUUUAGUGCGCAA
Trichogramma pretiosum is the source of this 2761-nucleotide messenger RNA. RefSeq names its product neuroguidin. The coding region runs from base 153 to 1061 and encodes 302 amino acids. The transcript is spliced from 4 exons. Gene Ontology annotation, biological process: maturation of SSU-rRNA from tricistronic rRNA transcript (SSU-rRNA, 5.8S rRNA, LSU-rRNA). The record is from RefSeq and is a predicted model, not a curated record. Gene Ontology annotation, cellular component: nucleolus; small-subunit processome. NCBI's taxonomy places the organism in Eukaryota, Metazoa, Arthropoda, Insecta, Hymenoptera, Trichogrammatidae.